AUGCCCGGCCCCUCCUCCCACAACGGCAGCGUCUCCCCGAGACAGCCGUCGCCGCCAAAGAAUGUCGCAUUUGAGUUGCUGUUCCUUGACUCUCCUCAAUACCGUGCGCGCCUUCCUAUGCGCGUGCAAAUUUACCCACAUGACACGACCGACUCCAUUGUCACCACGGUCAAGAAUUUUUAUGGCCUCUACUCCGGUCGGGCUGGCUCCAAGGGCGUCAGCUUCGAGGACGACCAGGGCAACACUCUGAUCGCGCGGUAUGAAAACUUUACCAACAACAUGAUUGUCUACGUCCGCGUCAUUGAAGAGUCCCCCGCUGCCUCCGGCGCCUAUCCCCAGCAAAAUUAUCAUACCCCCACCGUACCCGACGCUUACUAUGAGGGCGAUCGCUACCCCAGAAAUAACCAGCAGGCCGAUGAGGCUGCCAAUGGCAGGUUACCGCGUCAGAGAAGCCAGUCUCCUCGGGCCGAUGGCGCAAGCCGCAGCGGCUCCGUCAGUAGCAAGAAGAGCCGCUCUCGAUCUGUCAAGAGCCACGCUUCCAAUGCUCUCCACGGCGACGCGUACAGCGCGAGCGUCGAUGGGUACAGUAGUGGUGACGGAGAGCAAGGCAGCGUUUCUGGCCGAAACAAGGAACAGCUCGGUACUACUGACAUCAGCGUUGAGAAUAUUGUCGAGGGUGGCCGACGCAAACGAGCCAAGUUUGAGAGCUCGGAACUUCCUCUCUUUGCACCCCCUCAGAUGCCGGCUGCCACCUCUAACCCGUCCGUCUCCCCGGCGCGUCGAAUUGACCCCCGGGCACCCUUGUCAUACGUCCCACCAGGGGCCAACCCAUUCACGAACCCUCGAUCGCUACAUGCUUCCCAAAACUACGGCAAUGGCUUCCAGGCUGGCGUCUACGCAACUCCAAGCACUGAAGGCCGCCGCCACCAUCGUGGCAGCAUCAGCUAUGGCAGCAGUGGCGCCAUGGGUAUCCUGCCUACGCCAGAUCCCACUGUCGGCAGCUGCAUGUCCGAAGAGGACAAGGAUGUUGCCAUUCAGCUGAUGCGCCUGGGUGAAAUGUCCAACAUCUCGCAUGGCCGCACCUCUGCCUCAACCCUGGACGACACUUUUAGCGGUCGAGCCGACAACGCCUCUUCCACUGGCGCCACUAGCGAUGGGGAAAGUGAGAGCGAUGACGAGCUCCCUGCGGCGCGCCGCCAGAAGCUUGACAUUUCUGGUGCCUCCAAGCUUAUUUACCCGACCACGGAGAGCAGCCUUACUCACGCGCAGACCGAGUACAGCAGUGAUGAGGGCGACCAUGACGAGAACAAGUCUGGCCAGGUCAAGCCCAAGCCUGCCACAAAGAGCAAGCCUACCCCUUCCAUUUCCAAGCCACCGCCCAAGCCUAAGACGCACAAGCCAUCCAACAGCUUGAAGAUGAAGAAACCCCCAGUGCCUAACAAUGUGCCCAUGUCGCCGGCCUCUGCUCCGCACUCGCGGAAGCCUUCCAUCGCUUCUGCCAGCGGCCUGCCUACGGGUGGCGAGGACGAUCAGCCUGACCUGUCCACGAAACCGCGCUGCCAAAGAUGUCGCAAGAGCAAGAAGGGUUGUGAUCGCCAGCGUCCCUGCGGCCGCUGCCGCGACGCAGGUCUGUCGGCCGACCAGUGCAUCAGCGAAGAUGAAGGCAAUGGCCGCAAGGGCCGCUAUGGGCGCCACAUGGGCGUGCCCAUCAAGAAAGACGAUGUUCCUAUUCCGGUCCCGCCGAUCCUACUUCCAGCUGCUCCUAUUGCUCCGACCAUGACUGCAGUAGCUGUGGACAAGAACAAGAAGCGGAAGAGGUAG
Molecule: messenger RNA, 1821 nt
Organism: Cordyceps fumosorosea ARSEF 2679
Lineage: Eukaryota; Fungi; Ascomycota; Sordariomycetes; Hypocreales; Cordycipitaceae
Product: Zn(2)-C6 fungal-type DNA-binding domain protein
Exons: 2
Coding region: 1-1821 (606 amino acids)
Biological process (GO): regulation of DNA-templated transcription
Molecular function (GO): DNA-binding transcription factor activity, RNA polymerase II-specific; zinc ion binding
Source: RefSeq, a predicted model, not a curated record